Messenger RNA from Diabrotica balteata, 1101 nucleotides. The record is from the annotation of a GenBank genome assembly. Lineage: Eukaryota; Metazoa; Arthropoda; Insecta; Coleoptera; Chrysomelidae.
UACUAAUAGCACAGUAUAGAGUUGUUAUUUAUACUGUGCUAAUAGUUCCUAAAAACAAAAACAUAUAUUUCAUGAGUAUUUUAAACUGAAAAUAUCUAUGGCAAAUUGUAAUACACAUUUAAAUACAAAUUAUGAAUCCUAUGGAUGAUUGUAAACUACAGUUCAAGGGAGGGAACCCAGGUGCUGUACAGUUUGGAAAUUUUAUAAAUUACUAUCAAUUCCAUUCCCCAGAUGAUCGCAUCACUUUAUUACCCAAAUAUAUUUGGAAUCAACAUAAACCAUUUGUUGCUUUGGAUAUUGGCUGUAACACUGGGAAUCUAACUAUAGCUUUAAAGGAAUUCUUUGAAGAGCAUGUAUCAAAAGACACUUCCAUUCUGGCUGUAGAUAUUGAUCCUGUGUUAAUAGAUCGAGCAAAGGAUGUUAAAAUAAAUAAUAUAAAAUUUCAAUGUUUAGAUAUAAUGGAAGAAAAUGAAAGGGAUGCCAUCAUAAACAGCUAUCUUAAAGAUCACAGCCUUAAGAGAUUUACGGCACUGUUUUGUUUUUCCACAACAAUGUGGAUCCACCUAAACCAUGGUGACUUGGGCUUAAAGAAGUUUCUAAAAUACAUUAGUACUAUUUCAGAUAUGAUUAUAGUUGAACCACAACCCUGGAAGUGUUAUAAAACUGCUGUGAAAAGAAUGAAGCAAAAGGACUUUGUUUUUUCAGAAUUUUCUAAACUUAAAAUCAGAGAAAGUGUAGAAAAUGACAUUCAGGAUAUAUUAGUCAAAGAGUGUAAUAUGAAAAAAGUGGUAGAAAGUGAAAGAACUACCUGGGGCAGGAAGCUGUUAAUAUUUAUACAAAAAUAGAUACAAUUAUAUAUUUUUUAAUAAAAUAUGUCUAAAUGAUAAUAAUGUUUAUAUCUUAGGUAGUCUAACAUGUCAAUGUGUUAAGUAGUAUAUUUAUAAAUCGAAAUAUUAUAUUUACUAUUGAAAAAAAAUGUUGUUUAAGCAGGACUUAAGCAGGAAUAAGCAUUCUUUCUUUUGGAUGGUUAGUGAUUACUACACAAGGAAUUCAGAAUAUAACCUCGUAUUCAAAACUUGUGUACAGUUUUUUGCUUUCUUA